Molecule: messenger RNA, 3150 nt
Organism: Callorhinchus milii (elephant shark)
Lineage: Eukaryota; Metazoa; Chordata; Chondrichthyes; Chimaeriformes; Callorhinchidae
Product: semaphorin-3F
Biological process (GO): negative chemotaxis; axon guidance; semaphorin-plexin signaling pathway
Molecular function (GO): chemorepellent activity; semaphorin receptor binding
Source: RefSeq, a predicted model, not a curated record
UUCCUCUCCAGGGCGAUCCCAGCCAUGAUGGUCCCGCAGCUCUGGCUUGCCUCCUGCCUCCUGUUGCUGCCCCAGGGGUCUGGCAGGGCCAGGGCUCAGCAGCGCUCAGCCCCCCGCGUCUACCUGAGCUUCAAAGAGCUGCAGAAUUCCAACACGGCGCGGCACUACAGCCUCCUGCACAACACCUCGGACUACCGCGUGCUGCUGAUGGACGAGGACCACGACCGGAUGUACGUGGGCACCCAGGACUACAUCGUGUCGCUGGACCUGCACAACAUCAACAGGGAGCCCCUGAUAAUCCACUGGCCAGUCAGUCAGCAACGACGAGACGAUUGCGUCCUCUCCGGUAAAGAUCAGAAUGGAGAGUGUGCAAACUUCAUCUGCCUGAUUCAGCCUUGGAACCGUACACACCUGUACGUAUGUGGCACUGGGGCCUACCAUCCCAUCUGCAGCUAUGUUAACCGAGGCCGUAAAGCUGAGGACUAUAUCUUCCACCUGGAGCCAGGAAAGGUUGAAUCGGGGAAAGGCAAAUGUUCCUACGACCCCAAGCUUAACAGCGUGUCAUCAUUAAUUAACAGGGAACUCUAUGCUGGCGUCUACAUUGAUUUCAUGGGAACCGAUGCCGCUAUCUUCCGAACCAUGGGACCGCAGACCGCCAUGAGGACCGACCAGUACAACUCACGCUGGCUGAACGACCCAGAGUUCAUUCACGCCCAACUGAUUCCCGACAGCAGCGAGCGAAACGACGACAAACUUUACUUUUUCUUCCGUGAAAAAGCGAGUGACAGCGGCAGCUCGGCCGUCUACUCCCGAAUCGGGAGAAUCUGCCUGAAUGAUGAUGGAGGUCACUGCUGUCUAGUGAAUAAAUGGAGCACAUUCUUGAAAGCUCGCCUCAUCUGCUCAGUGCCAGGUCCUGAUGGAAUAGAGACACACUUUGAUGAACUCCAGGACAUAUUUGUUCAGCGGACACAAGAUGUGAAGAACCCAGUUAUCUACGCCGUGUUCUCGUCCUCAGGGUCAGUCUUCAAAGGGUCUGCUGUAUGUGUGUAUUCAAUGACGGACAUACGUACUGUCUUCAACGGGCCCUUUGCCCACAAAGAGGGACCAAACUACCAGUGGAUGCCGUUCACAGGGAAGAUCCCCUACCGACCUGGCACAUGUCCUGGGGGCACCUUCACUCCCUCAAUGAGAUCCACCAAGGAUUACCCCGACGAAGUGAUCAACUUUAUGCGGAACCAUCCGACAAUGUACAACUCUGUCUACCCAGUGCACAAGCGCCCUCUAGUGGUCAGGACCAACGUGAAUUAUGAGUUCACCACCAUCACUGUGGACCAGGUGGAUGCAGCCGACGGCAGAUACGAAGUGUUGUUUCUGGGAACAGAUCGGGGAACUGUGCAGAAGGUCAUUGUGCUGCCAAAGGACGAGAUGGAAAGAGAGGAACUCAUCCUGGAGGAGGUUGAGGUGUUCAAGAUGCCUGCCCAGGUGAAGACAAUGAAGAUUUCAUCCAAAAGGCAACAGCUGUAUGUGGGCUCUACCCUGGGCAUUACUCAGGUCACUCUCCACCGCUGUGAUGUCUAUGGAGAGGCCUGUGCCGACUGCUGCCUCGCCAGAGAUCCCUACUGCGCCUGGGACGGCAAGGCUUGCUCCAGAUACUCAGCCUCAUCUAAAAGACGCAGCCGAAGGCAAGACGUACGGCACGGGAAUCCAAUAAGACAGUGCCGAGGAUACAACUCUAAUGCUAACAGGAAGACAAUGGAGACGGAGCAGUAUGGAGUGGAAGGCAGCAGCACCUUCCUCGAGUGCCAGCCCAAGUCUCCUCAGGCCACCAUCAAGUGGGUGUUACAGCGAGAAGGAAGUGACCGCAAGAAAGAGAUAAAGUCCGACGAACGCAUCCUCCGAACUGACCAGGGCCUCCUCCUGCGAUCGUUACAGCUGGCAGACGGGGGGAUAUACCAGUGCACCGCCACCGAGAACAAUUUCAAACAUGCACUGGUUCGCGUACAUCUGCGCGUACUCAACAACGAGACGGUGAACUUGGUGCUGACCCAUUCGGGGCUGCCCAUGGCCAGCCUGCAGGGGGUCGGCAGCCCGGGUACAUCCAGGGCACCUAACCCACAGUACAAGGACCUCCUUCAGCUGCUGAGCCAACCCGAGAUGGGGGUCAUCAACCAAUACUGCGAGGGUUACUGGCAGCGCCCGGCCAACAUUGAGAAACAGAACUUAAACAAGCAGCAGAAAGACAAGCCGGUCAGAGAACAGAGGAAGCCUCGGAACCGCAGGAACCAUCACACAGCCCCUCGCCAGCAGACAUGAGGCUCUAAGAUAACAGAAUUUCUUUAAUAUAAAAGUAUAACUUCCCUUACAACGGACAGUAUUUAUUGUAGGCUGUAUAUAGUAUGAUAAUUUGAUUUCCUUGUACUUAACAACACAGACCCCAUGACGUUCUGUCUGAAGCAUAGGUACUCAAGGGGGAACUGCGCUCCACUGAAUUGCAACUUAAUGCGGAGUGCUGUAAAGUAAGAUGUCUGGAUACACACACUGCUGUCUUUCUGUUGCUUGGUUGUCAUGUUUUGAAAAUGUCAGCUAGAGGCAGAUAUUUUCCAGUGAACGAAUGAAAAAGCCCUUUAAUGAGCAAGAUGCUUUGAUGCCCCGCUCCCCUUCUAAACACUCCCAGUCUCCCAUUCUCCAUCACAGCAUCAACCUGUUGCUCUGGAGUCCUGGCCUCAACUACCCUUGCUGGCAAACCACUGUCAAUAACCCAGUAUACACUGUAUACAAACAUGGGAAUUGGCAGCAAUGUUUGCCUAUUAACUACAUAAUGUCUAUAGGCAAACAUUGCUACAUAUAUAUACACCGAACUACACACAUAUAUUCCACUUUACAGUAAAUCCUGUAAACCUCUCCUGAUGUGAAGGAUUUAAAUGCAAGGAUUACAGCAACAGCUUGCAUUUAUACACAGCCCUUCAAACAGGGCAGCAUCUCAGAACACUGCACAGUAGAGUAAGGGUGGAAGGGGUGCUUCCUCUUAAGUACUAUAGGCUUGGUCAAAGAGUUAGGACUAAAAGGUAGGGACUAAAAUGGAAUCCUGUACCGUAUUGGUUAGAGCAUUCAACUCGCAAGCGAGAGAACCUGGGUUUGAUUCUUGUGCAG